AUGAAUUCAACUGCAGCAUCAGACUCGACGAGGACAGUUCCUGCAUGUGAUCCAGCGAUUCUGCAAGGAACGCUUGAUCAUACAACCCAGGAGGCCUAUGGAUGGCUUGUCUUCAUUACCGUCAUCUGCAUCGUUACCUGUCCACUUACAACUACAAUGAAUGCACUAAUCAUAAUCUCUGUAAAGACUAAAAAUCAAUUGAAAACCAAGUCUAAUAUUGCACUCGCUUGUUUGUCGACUACUGAUCUGGCAAUGGGUGUGAUUGGCAAACCUCUAUAUAUCUCUGUUGUGAUCGCCGAACUGCAAGGAAACACCUCCAGUACGUACUGUAUAAGAACGCUGUUAGCGACAAUCGUUUUAAGAGUGUUAGGUAUAGCAUCACUGUCUCACUUAGCCAUGGUGAACCUAGAGAGGUACAUUGCCAUCAAACAUGCCCUGCGGUACGAAACCAUCGUUACUGAAAAACGCCUCACUUGUUUGUCAUCUCUUCUGUGGAUUAUAUUAUUGACAAUAACUGUCUCUUUAUCUUUCUUUGAUGAAAACACUUAUCUUAAGGUUGACACCACUACUUUGUCUCUUUGCAUAACCACUAUUAUCUUCUGUCAAGUUGUGCUUUACCAUGAAACACGUCGGCAUCAAAAAGAAAUCGCUGCCGGGCAAUUCUCCAUGGAAACCAGAGAAAAAUUCUUAAGGGAGAAAAAAGCUUUUAAACUGACAACAAUGAUACUUUUCUCCUUGAUAUUGUGUUAUUUACCUUUCGUAGUAGUACGAAUACUAAUACCAAAGUCUGUUAUCAAUUCGGUCAACUUAGCAUACAUAGCCCUAUUUACAGGAAGAACAGUGGCAAUUUUCAACUCGAUGGUCAACCCGAUCAUUUACUGUGUACGGAUUAGACAGUUUCGCGUUGCGUUUAUUCAACUUUUGUUUAGAAAAAGCAGCACGGAAGCUUAA
Messenger RNA from Porites evermanni, 951 nucleotides. NCBI's taxonomy places the organism in Eukaryota, Metazoa, Cnidaria, Anthozoa, Scleractinia, Poritidae. The record is from the annotation of a GenBank genome assembly.